AUGGAGCGAGAGGAAGAAGCGAGUGGCCCGAUGAUGGAGAUGUGCACUAACGGAAGCGAAGAGACGUCUAAUCGAAGACCCAUUAUAAGUGGCGAACCGCUCGACAUCGAGGCUUACGCGGCGCUCUACAAAGGUCGCACGAAGAUCAUGCGUCUUCUCUUCAUCGCUAACCAUUACGGAGGAAACCAGACGGUUCAGCUUGAAGCGUUGAGGAUGGCUUACGAUGAGAUCAAGAAGGGAGAGAAUACGCAGUUGUUUAGAGAAGUGGUCAAUAAGAUUAACGGGAGGCUUGGGGAAAAGUAUGCGAUGGAUUCGUCCUGGUGUGAAACUGUCGAUCGUCGUGCUGAACAGAGGAAAGGAAAACUGGAGAAUGAGCUCAGUUCGUAUCGGACAAAUCUGAUCAAGGAAAGCAUUAGAAUGGGUUAUAAUGACUUUGGGGACUUCUACUAUGCUUGUGGUUUGCUCGGGGAUGCUUUCAAGAACUAUAUUCGAACACGAGACUACUGUACCACAGCAAAGCACAUUAUUCACAUGUGUAUGAAUGCGAUUCUUGUCAGCAUCGAGACGGGACAGUUCACUCAUGUCACAAGCUACGUUAACAAGGCAGAGCAGAAUCCAGAAACCCUUGACCCUAUUAUAGCUGCGAAACUAAGAUGUGCUUCCGGAUUGGCUCACUUGGAGCUGAAGAAGUAUAAGCUCGCUGCUCGUAAGUUUUUGGAUGUUAAUCCAGAACUUGGAAAUUCCUAUAACGAGGUCAUUGCUCCUCAAGAUGUUGCCACCUAUGGAGGACUUUGUGCCCUUGCUAGCUUUGAUCGAUCAGAAUUGAAGGCAUUUAUCCUUUUUAGCUUUUUAUCUUUCUUUGCAAAAGUCAUUGACAAUAUCAACUUCCGGAAUUUCUUGGAGCUAGUGCCUGAAGUGAGGGAACUUAUCAACGAUUUUUAUUCAAGCCGCUAUGCGUCCUGUCUUGAACAUCUAGGAAAUCUCCGAGCGAAUCUGCUGCUGGACAUCCAUCUUCAUGAUCACGUUGACACGCUGUAUGACCAGAUAAGGAAGAAGGCACUGAUCCAGUACACUCUGCCGUUUGUGUCUGUUGAUUUGAGCAGGAUGGCUGAUGCAUUCAAGACCAGCGUCUCUGGUCUGGAGAAGGAACUCGAAGCCUUGAUCACCGACAACCAGAUACAGGCACGGAUUGAUUCACACAACAAAAUCCUCUACGCAAGACACGCUGAUCAGAGGAGUGCAACUUUCCAAAAGGUACUUCAGAUGGGAAAUGAAUUCGAUAGAGAUGUCAGGGCAAUGAUGCUGAGAGCCAACAUUCUUAAACAUGACUAUCAUGCCAAAACUACCACCAACAAAAAACAUUGA
Molecule: messenger RNA, 1365 nt
Organism: Thlaspi arvense
Lineage: Eukaryota; Viridiplantae; Streptophyta; Magnoliopsida; Brassicales; Brassicaceae
Source: the annotation of a GenBank genome assembly